This is a messenger RNA of Colletotrichum godetiae, 615 nucleotides long. RefSeq lists its product as uncharacterized. The record is from RefSeq and is a predicted model, not a curated record. The transcript has a single exon. Bases 130 to 528 code for a protein of 132 amino acids. NCBI's taxonomy places the organism in Eukaryota, Fungi, Ascomycota, Sordariomycetes, Glomerellales, Glomerellaceae.
CUCGGGGCUGAAAAGACGUCUCCUACUCAAGGUUCAAUCUUUGGCAAUUCACAACAGCUCCUGCUGCUGCUUCUGGGAAGGGCCGACGAAGGAUCGUCAGGGUCCAAUAAUUAGCCUCUUAGAACCCACAUGACCGCACCGUCGCCGCUAUCCCGACAAAAAUUACUAAAAGCGGGUGGCAUAUCGACCGUCUCUCGGGCACUAAGCACGGGUGGGAGAUGUCGCAGUCUGGAUCUCCGGUCACGCAAUUGCUGGUUGGCAGGGGCUUAUCUGGGCCCGACCCCGACAGAACACCCCGGUCUCUCGCCAGCUCUCACCACCGCGGCCUCCGUCGCCACCAGUGAUUGGACCAGCAGCAUGGGAGGAGGCAAGAGAUGCAACGUUUGGUCGACCUCUGGUGGAUAUUGCCCAGACUUUGGCGUCCUUGAACAAAUGCACGCUGGGCGCGGUAUGCCAAUCUUUUUGGAUCGCGACAUCGAAAAUCACUUCAUUCGGAAGGAUUCAUCCAAUUUUUCCUUGGUGACUUGAGUCGUAUUGAUGAUUACCGUUAGCUAAUACAGCCGAGCUGGCUGUUUAUAUAGCCAUGAAUCAGCACUACGUCUUUUGCCAGAAGGG